AUGGAUGUGGAUAAAUUAACGUCUUUACUGAAAAAAGUCACAGAGUUGUUUGUAAGCUCGGUGUUUGUAACUCAGGGGCGGCAUGUGCAGAUCUUGAGCAUUGAGGGGCAAGUCUCAUCUCCUUCUCCUUUUUCCUCGUUCUGCUUCCUCUCCUUCUCCUCCGCCUUCCACUUCUCUCUUUCUCCUCCUUUCUCCUUCUCUUCCUUCUUCUCCUCUUUCCCCUCCUCCUUCUCUUUUCCUUCUCGUUUUUCUCUUCAUUCUUUCCUUCUCCUUCCUCCUUCUUCUCUUUCUUCUCAUUUCUCCUUCUUCUCCACCUUUUUUCUUUUUUCUUCUCCUCCUCCUUCUUUCUCCUUCUCUUCCUUCUUUUCCUCCUCUUUCUUUUCCUUCUCCUUUUUCUUCUCCUUCUCUUCCUUCUUGUCCUCUUUCCUUCUCCUUUCUUUCCAUUCUUCUCCUUUUUCUUUUCCUUAUUUCUCCUUCUCUUCCUUCUUCUCCUCCUUCCCCUCCUCCUCCUCCUCUAUCUUUCUCCUCUUUCUUCUCCUCCUUCUUCCUCUUCUUUUUCUCCUCCUUCUCUUUCUCCUCCUUCUUCUUUCUCCUUCUCUUCCUUCCUCUCCUUUCUUCUCCUUCCUCUCCUUCUCCACUUUCCACUUCCUUUCUUUCUCCUUCUCUUUCUUUCUCCCUUUUCUUCUCCUUCUUCUUCUCCUUCCUCUCCUUCUCCUCCUAAUUCUCCUUUUUCCUUUUCUUUCUCCUUCUCUUCCUUCUUCUCCUCUUUCCCCUCCUCCUCCUUCUGUUUUCCUUCUCGUUUUUCUCCUCUUUCUUUCCUUCUCCUUCCUCUCCUUCUCAUUUCUCCUUUCUCCUUCUUCUCCACCUUUUUUCUUUCUUCUUUUUCUUCCCCUCCUCCUCCUUCUUUCUCCUUCUCUUCCUUCUCCUCCUCUUUCUCCUUCUCCACCUUUUUG
Molecule: messenger RNA, 953 nt
Organism: Anolis carolinensis (green anole)
Lineage: Eukaryota; Metazoa; Chordata; Lepidosauria; Squamata; Anolidae
Source: RefSeq, a predicted model, not a curated record